AUGAAAAGAAAAAGGCAGGAAGGGGGAGCGUCCCAACCGGAGAAAAAACAGAAAAUUUUGGAGGAACCUAUUCAUGGUCCUCGACCUAUCGUUAAUCAGCUCCUUUGUUUUGCGAAAAAAUGUUUACCUUGUAAGGUGUUGUUGGAUACUGGUGCAACUGGUCCUGUUUUGUCUGCUGUUUUUGUUGAUAGUUUUGAGGUCCCGAAGGUGAAACGAGACGUCCCGGGCCGGGUAUUUGGAUUUACGGGAGAAGUUAUGAAGGGCACAGGACACGCCUUUACACAACCAUUAAUUAUAAUGUCAAGGGGGCAUCAAACACAACUAUCAUUCGAGAUCGCCCCUCUCCCAUCUGGCAUCGAUGCGAUACUACCGAACUGGUGGUUGAAAGAACACAAACCAGUUAUAGGAGCAAAUGGGGAAGUUUCCUACGAUGGCGAUAACUGUAAGAGUCGAUGCUUCACUGACAAGGAACCUCAAAUAGAAAUGGACGAGGGUGUACUGGAUGAUCCGGAGGCCCAAUUCAUCGGUAGCAUUUGUCUCUUGGAAGAUGAAUCGGUCAACCUCCGCGAAACUCUUCCCUCUUGGCUCCAUGGGUUCCUUAAAGUCUUCCUACCAUCGGAAGCAGACAAACUGUGA
Molecule: messenger RNA, 636 nt
Organism: Morchella sextelata
Lineage: Eukaryota; Fungi; Ascomycota; Pezizomycetes; Pezizales; Morchellaceae
Exons: 1
Coding region: 1-636 (211 amino acids)
Source: RefSeq, a predicted model, not a curated record